UGAGAGGGCGGCGGUAGCGGCGGCGGCCAAGACCCAGACAUCUGGGACUGUUGUUGUUCUCUCGAGGUGGGACCGCCUCAGUCCGUUCGCCCAGAGAGACCAGCAGCUCGUCUAGUGGGAAGGAGGCGGCCUCGUAACCCCUCUCUCCUGUUUCCCCAAAGCUGCGGCAAGACCUGGCACAAACGUCCUGCGGUUGGUCUCCGAUGCCUUUCAGUGAGGAGGGGUCGUCGAGGUCCCGGUGAGCGCACGUCAGGCUCCUCUAGCUCGGUGUCUUCGCUGGAUCCCCAUUCAUGCACCCUAGACUGGCUGCCAUGACUGAAAACGCAGAGGGAGACCUGAACUCCAACCUGCUCCACGCCCCCUAUCACACUGGGGACCCUCAGCUAGACACAGCCAUCGGGCAGUGGCUCCGUUGGGAUAAGAAUCCAAAAACAAGAGAGCAAAUUGAAAAUCUGUUAAGGAAUGGGAUGAACAAGGAGCUGCGAGAUAGGCUUUGUUGCCGAAUGACUUUUGGAACUGCAGGACUUCGUUCUGCUAUGGGGGCAGGAUUUUGCUAUAUUAAUGAUCUUACAGUAAUACAAUCAACACAGGGGAUGUACAAAUACCUUGAGAGAUGUUUCUCAGACUUCAAGCAAAGAGGCUUUGUAGUUGGGUAUGACACACGGGGUCAAGUAACUAGCAGCUGCAGCAGCCAGAGGCUUGCUAAGCUAACUGCUGCAGUCUUACUGGCCAAAGAUGUUCCUGUGUAUCUUUUUUCAAGAUAUGUUCCUACACCUUUCGUACCAUAUGCAGUCCAGGAACUCAAUGCAGUUGCAGGUGUGAUGAUUACGGCAUCUCACAACCGCAAAGAAGACAAUGGAUACAAGGUUUAUUGGGAAAAUGGUGCUCAGAUCACAUCUCCUCAUGAUAAAGAAAUUUUAAAAUGUAUAGAAGAAUGUGUGGAACCCUGGAAUGGUUCUUGGAAUGAUAAUUUAGUGGAUACCAGCCCACUAAAGAGAGAUCCUUUGCAGGACAUUUGUAGAAGAUACAUGGAUGAUCUGAAAAAGAUCUGUUUUUACAGGGAAUUAAACUCAAAGACCACCUUGAAAUUUGUACAUACAUCUUUUCAUGGAGUUGGACAUGACUAUGUACAAUUGGCUUUUCAAGUAUUUGGUUUUAAGCCUCCAAUUCCAGUACCAGAACAAAAAGAUCCUGAUCCAGACUUUUCUACUGUUAAAUGCCCAAAUCCUGAAGAAGGAGAAUCUGUACUGGAACUUUCUUUGAGACUGGCAGAGAAAGAAAAUGCCCGGAUAGUGCUGGCUACAGAUCCUGAUGCAGACCGACUGGCAGUGGCAGAACUUCAGGAGAAUGGUGUUUGGAAAGUUUUCACGGGGAAUGAGCUGGCUGCGUUGUUUGGGUGGUGGAUGUUUGAUUGCUGGAAGAAAAGCAAAUCAAGAAAUGCUGAUGUGAAGAACAUUUAUAUGUUAGCCACCACAGUCUCUUCCAAAAUUUUGAAGGCAAUUGCACUAAAAGAAGGAUUUCACUUUGAGGAAACAUUACCAGGUUUUAAAUGGAUUGGAAGUAGGAUAAAAGACCUCCUGGAAAAUGGGAAAGAAGUCCUUUUUUCAUUUGAGGAGUCUAUAGGUUUUCUGUGUGGAACUUCCGUUUUGGAUAAAGAUGGUGUGAGUGCAGCCGUUGUUGUUGCUGAGAUGGCAUCUUACCUGGAAACCAUGAACAUAACAUUGAAACAGCAACUGAUUAACGUUUAUGAAAAAUAUGGUUAUCAUAUUUCAAAAACUUCAUAUUUCUUAUGUUAUGAUCCAACUACCAUCAAAAGUAUAUUUGAAAGGCUUCGCAAUUUUGAUUCUCCAAAAGAAUACCCGAAGUUUUGUGGGACAUUUGCUAUAUUGCACGUACGCGAUAUUACCACUGGAUAUGACAGCAGCCAGCCUAAUAAGAAAUCAGUGCUGCCUGUAAGCAAAAGCAGCCAAAUGAUUACAUUUACUUUUCAAAAUGGCUGUGUUGCUACUCUUCGGACUAGUGGAACAGAACCGAAGAUAAAGUAUUAUGCAGAGAUGUGCGCAUCACCUGACCAGAGUGACACUGCCUUACUAGAAGAGGAAUUGAAGAAACUGAUUGAUGCUUUAAUUGAGAAUUUUCUUGAGCCCAAUAAAAAUGGACUGACCUGGCGUUCUGUUUAGCCUUCACCAGAACAUCGUUGCUUUGCCCCGGUCUGUGGAGCAGAGCAACCAAGAACUCCAUGCAUUGAACUCAUGUUAGCAUUCUCUCUGUGUGUCAUCUGGCCAAGUAUCUUUUUCCUUUAUUUUCUUUCUUUUUGGUUGGCUAGCUAAACUGUAUAAAUAUGAAAUGAAAUGGCUGGAAAGAAAUAAUACAAAUUUUUUCAUAAUCCUGAACAAAAGUCAUUACAUUAAAAGUAUUAUGGUAACACGUCAUUCUUCCUUCAACAGAAACAAAAUACAAAUGUGAGUGUUCUUAUUCAAGUGUGAUUAAGCUUAGUUAUAUAUUCUUGUGAUUGUGUAUAGCACAGUUUUUCUUAAAGGAAGAUAAAUGUAUAAUUGUAGAGUUAGUUAAGGAAAUGAAUCCAUAAGAUUGGCAAGGAAGUGGCACUGCUCCCAGAAUACUGUGGAAAAGUGUCAUUGUCCAUCGCAGGUAUUAACUUACAAAUUAGAGUAUUUGAAAUAGGAUAUUUAGCAUUUCUAGGUUAGAACAGGUGUUAUAAUUUGUGGUUUCAGCACCUCUGUUUCAGGUGCUCUUGGUGCAGUGUAAAUUUAUUGUAUUUAUUUAAAAUUCUAACAUUUAUCAAACAUAAAACAAUAGUGGCAACACUCCUAGUGGCUUGGUUCUUUCUCAGUGCCUUUUCAAGGCAUGGUUUGAAUUGAAAUAGUGUUCUUCCAUUGAGUAUAAUUUAAUCACUUAAUUUGCAGACAGUUAAAGAAAGUCUUCCAAACUAUGUAGGUACUUUUCCUCUAUUUAAAAUAGAUCGUUGAUUUAAAAAUCUUAUGAAUGUAAGUAAAAAUCUUAAUAAAAACAGGCUCAGUAUAGCUAAAGAUCUUCAUGUUAGAAUUGUCUCAGCACAGCCUCUAAGUAAAGAAAAAUACUGGAACUAAGAAAGGAGCUGUGAAUUUUUAAUUUAAAAGUCUGACCUUUAAAUUACAUUUUUUUUACAGCCCUUCAUUUUUGUAAAAUUUAAAUUUAUUCAUUUUAAUUGGAGGCUAAUAAGAAUAUUUGUUUCUUUAUCACAUAAAGUAGUGCUCAUUUUACUAAGAAAUAAAACAUCCAGAUUUUAGAUCUUACAAAACAAGCUACAUGUUUUAAAACUAAAGUCCAGUUUAUCCUAACAUCUUGCUGACUUCUGUAGAGUCAUGAGUAAUAUUUAUCUCUUUUAGUGGGGGAAAAUUUUUUGGGAGGGGAAUGUCACUUUUGGUUGAUUCUGCAUCUCUAGAAAAGAGUUAAUAGAGAAGUGUUGUUUAAUCUUCUCAAAGUGUAUUCUGUCCUGUAUUGCUCACAGGGUACUUAGCACACAUGGUAUAGUUAAGAGUUAACCAUCAUGAGGCCUUGGAUGUAUGUAAUUAUACUAAACAAAUUGCCUGUGGGAGAUAACUGGUAUGAGAGAAUUUAUUUCCUUGAAAAAUAAUAUAAAAUUAAACAGACUAGAAUAUUUGUUAAAUCAUGGUUUGAUUUAUUGCAGUUAUCAGCUAACAUUUGGCUGACUCCAGAUAAUCCAAAUGUGAUUUUCAAAUUACUGUAUUGCCACUAUUGUUCAUGUGUUCCUUCCUUCCUUUCUUAUAGCUGAAUCUUGUGUGACUGUAGAUAAUAGAGCUAAAUGUAGAAUACUAUUCCUGAAUGAGUUUGUUUCCAAAGGCUUUGCACUAAAGAAGAAAUGUGUAGAAUGUUUUGCUUUAUUUGCUUUUAGGAAUGUAGAUUGUCAUUUAGGAAAUGGCCUAUAUUCUACAAAGUAGUAUGAACAAUGCUAUAUAUAUAUGAAAAAUAAUGUAUAUUCUGUUUUAGUAUCUGUGUUUCAGUGACUGAAGAACAAAAUGGAGCUAAAAUGAUACAACAGCUCAUUCAUAAUCACUAAAGCCAUGCUUGUCAUUCUAUUAUAAAGAGAACAGUUUUGAAUGCAACAAUAUAAUGCAACAGGAGUCAUCUUAACCAAGGUGAAAAGUCAUUAAGGCUUGGGUUCUUAUGUCAAAAAUUUAAAUAUCCAAAGUUAAAAUUUUACAAAUGUUCUCAGAGUAUAGAUUGAGGGAGUUAUUUGAUUCUAGCCAAGCUCUUGAGCAUGAUAUUUAACAAGAGCCCAUAGUGGGUGUACACUUGUCAACAAAAUAAAUUCAGUAGCCCAAGACAACCAAGAAAAAUAGAAGUACUGGCCAGUAGGGCUCAGCCUUAGGAUCUACAUUAUCUUUUUCUUUAUGAACAGUAUCAUGGAAAUGAAUGCCUUCUCAUUAAGUGUGUAGAUCAAAACUGCUAUUUUUCUAGAGCUUUGAGGAAAAGAAAAGAAUUAAUCAGGCAAGCUUAAAGCACUAGAAAUAAACAGUAGAAAUAAACAAGAGAAAAGUCAGUAAAGUGGCAGAGAAAAUGCUUCAUGUGAAGAGCAAACUUACCACCUGAAAAGUGGGAAAUGAACUGGCUGUGGGCAAGUUGUUUACUUGUUGUUAUGAUGAGUAGAUAGUGAUGCUUUUGUCUCCUUUAUUUAGUGACUGCUAAGAAGCAGCCAGGGAGGCCUUUGAGGCGGUGAGAAAAAGUACCCCUCAUAGGAUUCAGUUCCUGUUAGGAUGUUAUGUUUUCGGAUUGUACGGGAACUGGAGAGGGGUGAAUAUAGCAGAAAUAAAAAGGAAUGAAAUAUAGAUUGAAAAAUAAGACCUAUAAGAAAAAGCACAAAUGAUUAAGAUCAUUUAACUCAGAGAGGAGGAAGUUGUUGAGAUAGUUUAGUAAAUCUUGAGUUAUUAUUUAAAUCUUUUAUUGAAGAACUCAAAAUAAGAGGUAAUAUGACAGACUGUUCUCCAUCUUCAGGGACAGUAUAAGAGGGAAUAAGGAUUUUUUUUAAUACAAUUAAACAUUUCAGAAUUAUGGCAUAUGCUAAAAAGCUGUUUAGCACUUUUUUAAAGUUCCUUCAUUGAAAUCUCAGGUUGGAACAAAGAUGAUAUCAUCAAGAGCAUUGAAAGUAACAUUUGAGUUUCACUCCAUAUCUGGAAGAAUUUAGCUCACAAGAUAGUUUUAGUAUAUGUUGAGUAGUAGAUGCAUGAGUGCAGUCUUUAUUCACUGUCUAAAGAACUGCCUAAUUAAAACUGUAAAUUAAGUGCGACUUGAACAUAAUUCCGUUCAUCUUGAGGAAUGUAUAGGAUAUUUGAGGAGUUUGUUUUAAAUAUAAAUUAUUAUUACUUGGAUGUUGUAACUUCAGCAGACAGAAAGGUUCUAAGAGAGUGGAUGCUUUGGAAUAUCUAUAUAAGGAAUAGACCUCCUAUUUCUUAAGCAAGUUGCUUCAGGAAUUGAUGCAACAAAGAUACUAGCUGAAGUUUAAUGGAGAAAUUGUUCUACAAACUGCUGCUAUUGGUGUUUCUCUCAGAUGUUUUCCAUUGAUGUUUGUGAUGCUUGAGAAAUCCAAAUUCUGCUUGGAUAAAUUUGUUUUAUGCCUUUUUCUCUCUACCUCCCUCCUUCCCUAGGUGCCCUUCCAUAUUCUGUUACUGUGAAACACUGUUGCCCUGUUACCUCACUUAUAAGAAAUCUUAACUGUAUUCAUUCAGACUGCUUUAAACUUAUUCCUAAGCUGUUUUUAUUUAUGGACUUUUGGUUAUUUUGUUAUUACUGUGAGAAUAUUUAAGACAUUGUAAGAAGUAAUUUUAAAUCUAUUGCAUAAUCUUUUUUGAUCUGCUUGGAUACUACUGUAUAUUAAUUUAUUAUAGCCUUUUACAAUUCACUUGUUUUCUGAGAUUGCUCUAGAAACUGAUGAAGAAAGACUCCUACUAACCAAAAUGAAUGGUCAAUUGAUCUGGCAUUUUAUUUCAGGUUUCCUUGUACUUUGGGCAUCCAAAGCACAAGCUCUGAGGAAAUAAUUUUUUUUUACAUUUGUCCCUCAAACCAUCUUACCAUAAAUCAUGAGGAGUCUAAGUGGAAAGGAGGGAAUUUCUCAUUGUUGGACUCUUUACACAGCCUAAGUUUACUCCUGGUUGGAAACAAAGUUAGUGUUUUCUGUUGGUGACUUUAAAAUAUUCACCAUACUAUUACAUUCAUUAAGACAUAUCUUCCUUUGUUAAUUCAAUACUUAAACAUAGAAGAAUGACUAAAGUGACCAAGAUAAGGGCAAAGUGGCCUAUCUUUGAAGUUUGCCUCUCGAAUUUUCCCACCAGCAUAAUCCUAAAGCAAAGGAACAUGAAUGUUUGGGGGAAGGGGCCUGAGAGCAAAAUCAGAAGCAGCCUGCACUUGAAAUUUCGUGUUCUGUCUUGAAAAUGUGAUUUUUGCAUUCUCCGUAAUAAAACUGUUUCAGUGAAAAAUGAUGCCUUCAGUCUUCGUGGAAACUGAUGCCACCAGAAAGAGGCACCAUGUUUAUCAUGUGGGCUCUCAGUUUUCUCCCCCAUCCCCUGCCUCAGUUGCUAUAUACCCCUGAGGGGAUACACGCUGACUCUAGUGUGACAAAUAUACGUAGAAUGUACAUAAGAUAUUCCCUUUAGAAGGUGACCUUUGAAGAUAUUAAUGCCAAGUUGAAGUGACCUGAAAUAGUUUUAGUACCACUGAACCUUAUAAUAUAACCCAAGGCAUUUACCAGUUUGUUCACAUUAAUUAUUAGCAUCCCUAGGCUAGGAAGGAGCACCUGACUCUCAGCUCCCUGAAAGCAGGGAUCAUGGUUUAUUAUUUUUCAUAUCCACACCACCCACCACCUGUUAUAGAGUACUUAGUUGGUGAAAAUAGGAAUUAUGGAAUUUUAUUCUAAAGAAACAAAUAGUUUAGGCAGUCGAAAACAUGACUUUUCUGAUUCAGCUUUUAAAACAGUCUUCAGUACUGAUAUGUACACUAAGUAAUGUUUAUCAAGCAUGCACACUCUUAUAUACUCUGUUUCUUUGGCAAGAGGAGAGCAUAUUCCUAUUUUGAAACUGUAUGUAAUGCCUACUAUUUUACACUCAAAGCAAGAUGCUGGCCAAGAAGGUUAAGAAAAUAUCUGUGUAGAUUUGGUAUCACUAGUAUUAGUGCUGUUAUAAGCCUACUAAUGCUGCCUUCCAAGGGAGUCACAACUAAUUGGAUACUGUUUGAUAAAUUUUUGUCCAGUGUAUGAUUCAUCAUAUGUCUGAAGAGAGCCACCCAAACAAGAUUUGCACCUGUAUGUGAUGAGGCCUUGUGUUAUAGGCUGAAACAAACUCUUUGUAUGUCAUUGAAUAUGCCAGAUAAAAUAUAUGCAGUUAAGAGUUAAUUAUUUUUCUGUAUACCAGUAGUCCAAAAUUGUACCCUUGUUUUAAUAGUUUCUGUCAAUAUCUUCUCAUUUUUCCUUACAGACUACCAGGGUGUAUCAUAAAUACUCCCUAUGAGAAUUUGCACUUUAAGUAUUUGUGUGCGUGGUUUUAGCCAAAUGAAGUGUUAUCAGUAAUAAACAGGUCUCUUCAUAGG
Capra hircus (goat) is the source of this 7596-nucleotide messenger RNA. It is a transcript of the gene PGM2L1, whose product is annotated as phosphoglucomutase 2 like 1. Gene Ontology annotation, biological process: carbohydrate metabolic process. Bases 291 to 2180 code for a protein of 629 amino acids. NCBI's taxonomy places the organism in Eukaryota, Metazoa, Chordata, Mammalia, Artiodactyla, Bovidae. The record is from RefSeq and is a predicted model, not a curated record. The transcript has 14 exons. Gene Ontology annotation, molecular function: glucose-1,6-bisphosphate synthase activity; intramolecular phosphotransferase activity.